Molecule: messenger RNA, 1245 nt
Organism: Epinephelus lanceolatus (giant grouper)
Lineage: Eukaryota; Metazoa; Chordata; Actinopteri; Perciformes; Serranidae
Source: RefSeq, a predicted model, not a curated record
UAGAUUGUCUCUGUGUCACCUGUAAUAAGUGAACUUUGAUCUCAUGUGUUUGUGACUCUUCACCUCUGUCUCCUCUCACAGGGAGAAGAUGAUGUGCAUCAUCCUGCUGCUCAUCAACCUGACCUCCUGUGUCUGUGGAACAUUUGUAGUCAAUGUGACACAGACCUCCUAUCAGGCAGAGGAGAACCACAACAUCACACUGGAGUGGAUGUUCACCACCAAACCUGGCAGCUCCCUCCACUCCCUUUUUAUCUACUGUGAACUGAAAGCUGAUCUCAGACCAUCAGGUCUGUUUCGUCUACAUGGAGGUGUUGAGGUCCCAGAGUCUCAGGAUGAACAGUUUACAGGACGAGUCCAGUGUGACAAAGACGUCCUCAGAGAGGGACGACUCAGACUUCAUGUGUCCAGACUCAGGACUGAUGACUCAGGACUGUACAUGUGUGAAGUGUUGACACGUUAUGGCGGCAGCACUGCUACAUGUCGGCUCACUGUCACUGCAGCUGCUGAUGAGCCCAAACCUCAGAGACCAACAGAGAGUCCACAACCAGAGAGUCCACAACCAGAGAGUCCACAAUCAGAGAGUCGAGGAAGGAUUGGUGUCUACGUUGGACUGGGACUGAUAGCUCUACUCUUUAUCUGUGCCACUCUCUUUGCAGUCAAAGUCCAUUUUACUAAAUGUACUGAUAAGAAAGAAAACUAUGCAUCCACAGACACUGAUGUUACCAGAGAAACAACUCAUCAGGACGUACAGGACCCUGUGAGUGAGUCAUUAGAGCACUGAUUCAAGACCUGAAUGUCCAGCAGCAGCCCUGCCCCUAACUCAACAACUCAAAACACUGCAAUUUUAUAAAUGAGACUGGUAUUUCUCCUCAGGUGACAUGUUGCAGUUACUGUUCUAUUUUAUAUUAAACAUGUCUAAUCAGCUGCACAGUUAUAUUGUUUUUAUUCACACAGUGUUUCAGUUGUUGGUCAAUAUUGACAAAAGGAAAAAUAUGCAUGAUUUUUUUACCUUGAAUGUAAAAUAUUUCAUUUUCAUAACAACCAGAAUUUUCAGACCAAAAACGAAUGUUGCUGCUGUAACGUCCAAAUAGCCUCCUCCUCUGUCAGCCAUACCAGGUCCUCACAUCAACUCCUGCUUGUUUUCACUGAUCCCAGCACAGUUUAUUGUUUGUUACAGACUUUAUUUAAAAUGUGAUUUGUUGUUUUACUACAACCACAGAAAAAUGAGAGUCCUGACAAAAAUAC